Messenger RNA from Fomitiporia mediterranea MF3/22, 1715 nucleotides. Its product is annotated as isocitrate dehydrogenase. The transcript is spliced from 9 exons. Gene Ontology annotation, biological process: isocitrate metabolic process. Gene Ontology annotation, molecular function: isocitrate dehydrogenase (NADP+) activity; NAD binding; magnesium ion binding. Bases 166 to 1422 code for a protein of 418 amino acids. The record is from RefSeq and is a predicted model, not a curated record. NCBI's taxonomy places the organism in Eukaryota, Fungi, Basidiomycota, Agaricomycetes, Hymenochaetales, Hymenochaetaceae. Gene Ontology annotation, cellular component: mitochondrion.
ACAUUUCUUGACCGGUCUCCUUGAACGACGACGACAACAAUGGUGAUGCUGGCACGUCUCCCACUCCGUAGCUGCCGCGCAACGUCUGGGACGUUAGCGCGGUACAAUGUAUCAUCAAGAGUGGGAACGGCACUUAGACGUUCGUGUGUGCCACUUGCGAGGAUGAUGGCUACUGGUGUACCGUUUGAUAGAAUUGUGGUUAAGAACCCUGUUGUUGAACUUGAUGGAGAUGAGAUGACGAGAAUUAUUUGGAAGAAGAUUCGUGAGGAGUUGAUUUUGCCAUAUUUACAACUUGAUAUCAAGUAUUAUGACCUUGGUAUUGAGAAUAGGGAUGCUACGGAUGACCAGGUGACCAUCGAUUCUGCUGAAGCAAUCAAGGAAUACAACGUCGGUAUCAAAUGCGCAACCAUCACUCCAGACGAAGCUCGCGUAGAAGAAUUCAAGCUCAAACAAAUGUGGCGUUCUCCAAACGGUACGAUCCGAAACAUUCUUGGCGGUACAGUCUUCCGAGAGCCCAUUGUGCUGAACAAGAUUCCGAAGCCCGUACCGGGGUGGAAGAAACCGAUUGUCAUCGGUCGUCAUGCGUUUGGUGAUCAAUAUCGUAGCACGGACUUUGUUGCGCCUGGACCGGGCAAGUUGCAGUUGGUGUUCACCCCUCCAGAGGGUGAGAAGACCGUGUUGGACGUGUAUGAUUUCAAGGGACCGGGGGUGGCAAUGAGUAUGUAUAACACUGAUGAGUCAAUUUCGGGCUUUGCGCAUUCGUCGUUCAAGAUGGCAUUGCAGAAGAAGCUUCCUCUAUUCCUCUCCACGAAGAACACGAUCAUGAAGAAAUACGAUGGUCGCUUCAAGGAUAUAUUCCAAGAGCUCUACGACACACAUUAUAAGCCUCUCUUCGACGAAUCGUCGAUCUACUACGAACAUCGCCUUAUCGAUGACAUGGUUGCGCAAGCGAUCAAAUCGUCGGGUGGCUUCGUGUGGUCCUGUAAGAACUACGAUGGUGACGUGCAGUCCGACAUUCUCGCGCAAGGAUUCGGAAGUCUGGGAAUGAUGACGAGUGAACUUGUUACUCCUGAUGGGAAGACUAUCGAAGCUGAAGCUGCGCACGGAACCGUGACCCGACACUUCCGCGAACACCAAAAAGGUAGAGAAACAUCCACGAACCCAGUAGCAUCCAUCUUCGCAUGGACGCGUGGUCUCCUACACCGCGCGAAACUCGACAAGAACGACGCACUAGCGAAUUUCUGCCGGAACCUCGAAGCGGCAUGCGUGGAAGUGAUUGAUGAAGAUGGGGUGAUGACGAAGGACCUUGCGCUUGCGAUACACGGGAAGGAGAUGCUCCGUGAACAUUGGGUCGUGACGGAUGUUUAUAUGGAUGCUGUUAAUAAAAAGUUGCAGAAGAAGCUCGCAGAGUCCCUGGCAUGAAAAAAACGGAGCACCCUCAAAGAUGCGACGUACUUGUCGAUGACGUCUAUUACGACUGGUACUUCUCCGAAGCAACUCAUCCUCCUUUCCACAUCCAUCUAUAGAUGAUCUACAUAUAGAUGGCUAACAAACACAUUACAGUAACAUACGCCAAGACUUUCUUGCUUACCGCCGCGGACGCAUCUCAAGUCACUCUUACAAUCACAUCACAAUCACAAUCCUGCUAUCCAUGUUCAGUAUCUGACAUGUGUUGUUGUAUUUUAUUCUCGACAUCUUUUUCGCUUCUGUUGUUG